CUACCAUUAACAGACUUUCCAGCUGAAGCAGCCUUGAUUGAGAGAGGCCUUGCUUGAAUUUAAUUUUGUCUAGAGAAUGUGCACUGUUAUCUUCUUCUCUAAUCAGAUUAAUUUGGAGGUCUAUUUUAAUGUUUACAGGGGAUGAUUAUUGGCAUUGACAGCUUUCCCAUGUAGAAAAUCAUUGCAGAUUUUAAGGUCAAAAUGGAAAGAUCAGAAUUCGGUUUGAGGAGGCUUACAAUAGUGGUGGCUGUGUGUUUCAUAGCCUUGCCUGUUUUGGUCAUGGUAUCAAUGACAUACAAAAACUCAACCUUUAAUUUGUCCAAAGAAUUUGCAGCUGAAGCUAUGGUCUUGAGAGAAAAAACUAAAAAUGUUACUAGACUCUCAACUGUUACUGAAUCUGAGAAUAAUUCUUUCCAACCCACCAGCUUAGUUGCUGAUAAAUUGCUUGGUGGACUUCUGGCUUCAGCACUUGAUGAAGGAUCGUGCAUAAGUAGGUACCAUUCUAGCAUGUAUCAUAAAACUUCACCCUAUAAGCCUUCUCUUUAUCUUCUUUCCAAGCUGCGUAAAUAUGAAAAUCGUCAUAAACGUUGUGGACCUUACACUAAAUCCUACAUUAAAGCUGUGAAAGAACUCAAUUCUAGCCAUGCCAAUAGAACUACAGGCUGCAAUUACAUUGUCUGGUUGCCUGCUAAUGUACUUGGGAACAGGAUUGUAAGCCUGGCUUCUGCUUUUCUAUAUGCGCUCCUCACUAACAGGGUCCUACUUGUCCAUCAUGGAACUGACAUGGAUGACCUUUUCUGCGAGCCAUUUCCGAAUACAUCGUGGUUAUUGCCUGCAGAUUUUCCCCUUAAGAAUCAGUUUGAUAGCUUUAAAAUGAGAAAUAUUCAUAGCCAUGGGAACCUCCUAAAGAAUAACAAUAUGAGCAGUUCAACCAUGUUGCAGCAGCCUGCAUUUCUGCUUCUUUAUCUAGCUUAUGACUAUGAGGAUCAUGACAAGCUGUUUUACCAGGAUCAAAAUCAAGGUUUUCUUCGAAAAGUGCCUUGGUUAAUUUUGAAAUCAGGCCAGUACUUUGUCCCUUCUCUUUUCUCAAUCUCAACUUUCAGGAAAGAGCUAAGCAUAUUGUUUCCUGACAGAGAGACUGUUUUCCACCACUUGGGUCGCUAUCUUUUCCACCCAUCAAAUAAAGCAUGGGGACUAAUCACGAGGUUCUACCAGGCUUACUUUGAGAAAGCAGAUGAGAGAAUUGGCCUGCAGAUAAGACUAUUUCAUCCCGAAUCAAGUCCAAGUCACCUUGUCAUGAAGCAAAUUCUAUCUUGUACUGAAAAGGAAAACCUGCUACCCCAGCUAGAUAAGCAAAAACAUGUAGCUUUAGCUUCUCCAUUUAAAAACCAGACAUUGAAAGCUAUUCUAGUAGCAUCAUUACAUUCAAUCUACUACGAAAACUUGAGGAAUAUGUAUUGGAUGAAACCAACAGUGAAUGGAGAAGCAAUUGGGGUGUACCAGCCAAGCCAUGAAGAGUAUCAACAAUUUGGUGAUAAUAUGCACAAUGUAAAGGCAUGGGCUGAAAUGUAUAUGCUAAGCAUGACUGAUGUGUUGGUGACCAGCACUUGGUCUACUUUUGGGUAUGUGGCUCAAGGCCUAGGAGGUCUGAAGCCAUGGAUUCUAUUCAUACCUGAUAACCAGACGAUUCCUGAUCCACCUUGUCAGAGAGCCAUGUCCAUGGAGCCCUGCUUCCAUUAUCCUCCAAGCUAUGACAGAAAGGCAAAUAUGAUGCUUGAUAAUGUUGAUCAUGGUCCUCAUAUCAGGCAUUGUGAAGAUGUGAGUUGGGGACUAAAACUGGUUAAUAAUGAUCAUAAAUCAUGAUGAUUGAGUACUACAUAUGUCAUGAUCAUUGUUUAGGAUUAACAAUAUUAAUUAUCUUGUUAAUUGCA
Hevea brasiliensis (rubber tree) is the source of this 1931-nucleotide messenger RNA. Its product is annotated as galactoside 2-alpha-L-fucosyltransferase-like. Gene Ontology annotation, cellular component: membrane; Golgi apparatus. Gene Ontology annotation, molecular function: galactoside 2-alpha-L-fucosyltransferase activity. The transcript has 3 exons. The record is from RefSeq and is a predicted model, not a curated record. The coding region runs from base 202 to 1863 and encodes 553 amino acids. Lineage: Eukaryota; Viridiplantae; Streptophyta; Magnoliopsida; Malpighiales; Euphorbiaceae. Gene Ontology annotation, biological process: cell wall biogenesis; xyloglucan biosynthetic process.